AUGUCAAACACGUCAGACUUUACAUUCAAAAAGGAAGACCAUACGUUGGGCAACAUGCUCUGCGAGCACCUCAAGCAGCACCCCAAUGUUCUGAUGGCAGGCUACAAAGUAUCUCACCCUAACGUGCCCGAGUUCUUCCUACGCAUCCAGACGGACGGCAAGGUGACGCCCAAGGCAUGCUUACUGGACGCCUGCCGCACGAUCCUGCACAGCCUCGGCCAGAUCCGGACCGAGUUCACGCGAGAGUUUGAGCUCAGGCGGAUGGUUGCUGCCGGGGAGCAGCAACAGAACGGGGAGCAUGGUCAUGGACUCUAG
Molecule: messenger RNA, 315 nt
Organism: Pyricularia grisea
Lineage: Eukaryota; Fungi; Ascomycota; Sordariomycetes; Magnaporthales; Pyriculariaceae
Exons: 2
Coding region: 1-315 (104 amino acids)
Biological process (GO): transcription by RNA polymerase II
Cellular component (GO): RNA polymerase II, core complex
Molecular function (GO): DNA binding; protein dimerization activity
Source: RefSeq, a predicted model, not a curated record